GCUUUUCCACCAUUCAAGCAGCAAAACUCCGGUCCUCGGUCACUGCUUCUAACCGGACACCAGCAACAGAGUGCGGAGCAAGCACUGAAGACUCAGCUUUUUUGCAGAACGUUGGUUUUCGAUUCAGGCGCAAACUUAGCCACGAGAAAGGAAACUUUGAGUCAGCGGCAUUGAUAAUGGGGUUUCUCACUAGGCCGGAACCAAAGUGCUGAGGCCGUUGGGGCGCAGCGGAAGAUGAGGGGAGACGGGGUGACUAAUACCGGAAACGGAAACUGCUCGCGGCUCCCAUGGUUUGAAGGGGAGAGAUUAGCUCGAGCCUGCGAGAUGGCGGUUUCCAUGGAGACGCAGCUCCAGAGCAUCUUCGAGGAGGUGGUGAAAACUGAAGUAAUCGAGGAAGCCUUUGCUGGUAUGUUUAUGGACACAGCUGAAGAUGAGAAAACCAAGCUGAUUAGCUGCCUUGGAGCUUUCAGACAACUCUGGACAAAUCUUCCUCAGGAAUCCCAUGAACAGUGUGUGCAGUGGAUUGUUCGCUUCAUCCAUGGGCAGCACAACCCCAAGAGGAUUUCCUUUUUGUAUGACUGUUUGGCAAUGGCAGUUGAAAGCGGGUUGCUGCCUCCCAGACUGGUCUGUGAGUCUUUAAUUAACUCUGAAAAUUUGGAAUGGGAGAGGAUGCAGCUUUGGGCUCUAACGUUUAAACUCAUUCGAAAAAUAAUAGGUGGCGUUGACUACAAGGGUGUAAGAGACCUGUUGAAAGCAAUUCUAGAGAAGAUCCAAACUAUUCCUAACACAGUCAGUUCUGCUGUUGUUCAACAAUUGCAAACAGCCAAAGAUGUUGUGGCAUACAUCUUGGACAGAAACGCUUGUUUGUUGCCAGCAUAUUUUGCAGUUACUGAGAUUAGAAAGCUUUAUCCUGAAGGAAAAUUAUCUCAUUGGUUGCUAGGCAACCUGGCAUCUGAUUUUGUGGACAGCUUUAGACCCACUGCACGAAUAAACUCUAUCUGUGGACGCUGCAGUCUUUUGCCAGUGGUGAAUAACUCCGGUGCAAUCUGCAAUUCUUGGAAACUGGAUCCAACAACACUUCGUUUUCCUUUGAGAGGACUCUUGCCUUAUGACAAGGAUCUUUUUGACCCGCAGACUGCUCUAUUGAGAUAUGUUUUAGAACAGCCUUACUCCAGGGAUAUGGUCUGCAACAUGCUAGGUCUGAAUAAACAGACCUUGAACAUUGCUCAGCACAAACAGCGCUGUCCAGUUUUGGAAGACCAGCUUGUGGAUUUAGUGGUUUAUGCAAUGGAACGCUCUGAGACAGAAGAAAAGUUUGAUGAUGGAGGCACCAGUCAGUUAUUGUGGCAGCACCUCUCGAGUCAACUCAUUUUCUUUGUCUUAUUUCAAUUUGCUAGUUUCCCACACAUGGUGUUAUCACUUCAUCAGAAGCUGGCAGGCCGAGGUCUAAUAAAAGGGCGAGACCAUCUGAUGUGGGUUUUGUUGCAGUUCAUUUCUGGCAGUAUCCAGAAGAAUGCACUAGCUGAUUUCCUCCCAGUGAUGAAGCUGUUUGAUCUGCUGUACCCAGAGAAAGAAUGCAUUCCUGUACCUGACAUUAGCAAACCACAGUCUACUCAUGCUUUUGCCAUGACUUGUAUCUGGAUCCAUCUCAACAGGAAGGCACAAAAUGAUAACUCCAAACUGCAGAUCCCCAUCCCUCACUCUCUCAAACUGCACCAUGAAUUUUUACAGCAAAGUUUGAGAAACAAAAGCCUACAGAUGAACGAUUACAAGAUUGCCUUGCUGUGCAAUGCAUAUUCUACUAAUUCUGAAUGUUUUACAUUACCUAUGGGAGUAUUGGUUGAAACCAUUUAUGGGAAUGGAAGCUUGAGGAUAUCUCUUCCUGGAACAAACUGCACGGCUUCGGGAUCUAUUACCCCACUACCGAUGAACUUAUUAGAUUCACUAACCGUUCAUGCCAAAAUGAGCCUCAUUCACAGUAUAGCUACAAGGGUGAUCAAACUAGCCCAUGCUAAAUCGAGCCUAGCAUUGGCUCCUGCUCUCGUGGAAACCUACAGUCGUCUCCUAGUUUAUAUGGAGAUUGAAUCUCUUGGAAUUAAAGGUUUUAUCAGCCAGCUUUUACCAAAUGUUUUCAAGUCGCAUGCUUGGGGGAUCCUACACACUCUGCUGGAGAUGUUCAGCUAUCGCAUGCAUCACAUCCAACCUCACUACAGAGUACAGCUGUUAAGCCACCUUCAUUCAUUGGCAGCUGUACCACAGACCAAUCAAAACCAACUUCACCUGUGUGUUGAAAGCACAGCUCUCCGACUGAUCACAGCAUUGGGCAGUUCAGAGGUCCAGCCCCAAUUCACACGGUUUCUCAGUGACCCCAAAACAGUUCUUUCUGCUGAGUCGGAGGAACUUAACAGAGCUCUAAUCCUAACUCUAGCUAGAGCAACACAUGUAACUGACUUUUUUACAGGCUCAGAAUCUAUACAAGGUACCUGGUGUAAAGACAUUCUACAGACUAUCAUGGUUUUCACCCCACACAAUUGGGCUUCACACACUCUCAGCUGUUUCCCAGCUCCAUUACAAGCGUUUUUCAAGCAGAACAAUGUGCCUCAGGAGAGUCGGUUUAAUUUAAAGAAGAACGUAGAAGAAGAAUACAGGAAGUGGAAGUCCAUGACCAAUGAGAAUGAUAUCAUCACUCACUUUUCCAUGCAGGGAUCUCCACCACUCUUCCUCUGUCUGCUGUGGAAAAUGUUAUUAGAGACAGAUCACAUUAACCAGAUUGGCUACAGAGUGUUGGAAAGAAUAGGAGCUAGAGCUUUGGUUGCUCACGUUCGAACAUUUGCUGACUUCCUAGUCUACGAAUUUUCAACCUCUGCUGGAGGACAACAACUGAAUAAAUGCAUAGAGAUCCUCAAUGACAUGGUGUGGAAAUAUAACAUCGUCACCUUGGACAGAUUGAUAUUAUGCCUGGCUUUGCGAAGUCAUGAGGGAAAUGAGGCCCAAGUCUGUUACUUCAUUAUUCAGCUACUGCUGUUAAAACCAAAUGAUUUUAGGAACCGAGUGAGUGACUUUGUGAAGGAAAACUCCCCAGAGCACUGGCUGCAGAGUGACUGGCAUACAAAACACAUGAACUACCACAAGAAAUAUCCUGAAAAGCUGUAUUUUGAGGGCCUGGCUGAACAGGUUAAUCCCCCCGUCCAGAUUCAGCCUCAGUAUCUCCCCAUUUAUUUUGGAAAUGUCUGCCUUCGAUUUUUGCCAGUGUUUGAUAUUGUAAUCCACAGAUUUUUAGAAUUACUUCCAGUUUCAAAAUCUUUGGAAACACUUCUUGAUCACCUAGGAGGCCUAUAUAAGUUUCAUGACCGGCCUGUGACCUACCUGUACAACACACUUCAUUAUUAUGAGAGACAUCUGCGAGAUCGCACAAAUCUUAAACGCAAGCUCGUUCAUGCAGUCAUUGGCUCACUAAAAGAUAACAGACCGCAAGGCUGGUGUUUAAGUGAAACCUAUCUGAAAUCUGCCAUGAAUGCACGAGAAGACAAUCCAUGGGUUCCUGACGACACAUACUACUGCAAGUUAAUUGGUCGAUUAGUAGAGACAAUGGCAGGAAAAUCACCUGGUCCAUUUCCAAACUGUGACUGGCGAUUCAAUGAAUUUCCCAACCCAGCAGCACAUGCCCUUCAUGUAACCUGUGUGGAACUUAUGGCAUUGUCUGUUCCAGGGAAGGAAGUAGGAAAUGCACUUCUUAAUGUCGUACUUAAGAGCCAGCCAUUAGUGCCGAGAGAGAACAUUACUGCCUGGAUGAAUGCAAUCGGACUUGUAAUAACUGCACUACCUGAGCCCUACUGGAUAGUAUUGAAUGAUCGGAUUGUGAGUGUUAUCAACAGUGCUACACUGACCUCGGAUACAGAAUGGGUUGGAUAUCCAUUCCAACUAUUUGAUUUCACAGCUUGUCACCAGUCUUAUUGUGAGAUGUACUGCAGCUAUGUUUUAGCCUUGGCACAUGCAGUGUGGCACCAUUCAAGCAUUGGACAACUUUCCCUUAUCCCCAAAUUUCUCACAGAAGUGCUAAAGCCUUUGGUGAAGACUGAAUUCCAGUUGUUGUACAUAUAUCAUCUCGUUGGCCCUUUCCUGCAACGGUUCCAGCAAGAAAGGACCCGAUGUAUGCUUGAGAUUGGCAUUGCAUUUUAUGAGAUGUUACAGAAUGUAGACCAAAACAGCAAGCACCUGAGCUAUAUGGACCCUAUUUGUGAUUUUCUUUAUCAUGUAAAAUAUAUGUUUACAGGAGACAGUGUGAAAGAUCAGGUGGAAAAAAUAAUCUGUACACUGAGGCCUGCAUUAAAACUUCGACUGCGAUUUGUGACUCACAUAAGUAAAGUGGAACCAGCAGCUCAAGUACAACCAUCAAGCAGUGCUUCUCCAGCCAACCCCUCCAGCCAGGUGUCCACUGGUGUUGCCCUACCAGUAACACAAUAAGAGAGUUUGGGCAGCCUUUUAUGUCAGGAGUUCUGUGAUGUAAAAAUUGUGUACCUAAAACAGAUUCCUACUUAAAAGCUGCUUUUUAAUCUUGUACGUACUUGCCAUUGAAUAGUAUAAGUAAUGCUAGUGGAGAAAGGUUGUUAAAUGCCAACAAUGUGCUGCGGUUGCUCUCUUGUUUUUUAAUGAUGGUCAGAAUGGCUCUGAGUGCUACUUCAGUAAAAAUGAACUGUUACAGUAAUGUGCAAUGAAUUACCCACUUAGCCCUACUGAUUUGGAACAUUGUAAUUCACACAAUGAAGCAAUCCUAGUAGGAAAUGCAAAAUGUUAUAGUUUUCUUUCUGUUAGUGAUGUCUCUCAUUGUUUUUUUCCACACCAUGCAAUUACAUGUUUUAUUUAAGUUGAAGACAGCUUUUACUGUUUCAUUCUGCAAGGUUUAUUGCAACUAGUUUGUAAAUUUUGCUCUCAAACUGUAUUAUCCAGUGUUUUUGACUAAAAUCAUGUAAGAAAUAACCUAAUUCUCAACUCAACUGAAGUAAAUGUGUACCUCUUUUGAAAUGAUCCAACAAGUUUUAAUUUGUUAAUUAUACUUUUUCAACUGCAAAAUAUUAAUCUUGAUUGUGUGAGCUACUUUUCAAAGAGUUUGUAUCUUCUAUUAUCACCCUUCUUUCUCAAAGGACAAUCCUGUUCUCCAUAUUUUUAAACUCUGGAUUCUUGAAAUUCUGAUUGGUGAAUUAUGACUCAAAUGGUGCUGUAAACCAAUUUUCAAAUGGCUAGCAUACUUGCCGCUUUUCAAUACAUCUUUGAGCGGAAUAGCAGUUCUAACAUAUAUCGAAGUGGUCUAUCUUAGCCAUCUAUUUUUAUUUUUGCUUCUCCUGUAAUUAUGGGAUGACUUGAAAUAUUUGUGGAUUGGCUUCCAAAUGUUUAUAACACUUGAUACGAUUGUCAAUCUAAUAUGAGCAAAAGAAAUGUAUGCUUUAUGAACAUUGAUCAGUACUGUCUAGCAAUAUUUAACUUUUUACAAUCUGCAUUUAUAUUCAAAUUUACUAGCCUGAAAGCAAGGAAAUCUUAUUGUUUCAUCCAGUUCAUGUCUUUUUUUACUGGUAAACCAUUGCAAAAAUUAAAUAUAAUUAAAGUAAUUUGAUAACUUGUUACUGACAGUAAACUACUUAAGUUUUGAUAUUCAAUAUAUUUUAUUAAAAUUAGGUUAAGGUUUUGCAGAUUUGCUUUGCCUAGUUAAAUCUUAGCCAAUUUGCAUUAAUUGGUCAACUUUUGUAUGUAGUCUGGAGAACCUGGGUAAAUUCUGCAGAUAUGUUUGAAACCUGAAGCACUGAAGAUGGAAAGGCCCAUACCUAAUUUAUGUGCUUUUAUCAAUAAAAAAUAUGUAGCAUAUUGUAA
Messenger RNA from Carcharodon carcharias (great white shark), 5862 nucleotides. RefSeq names its product mediator complex subunit 23 (gene med23). Lineage: Eukaryota; Metazoa; Chordata; Chondrichthyes; Lamniformes; Lamnidae. Gene Ontology annotation, cellular component: transcription regulator complex; mediator complex. The record is from RefSeq and is a predicted model, not a curated record. Bases 235 to 4464 code for a protein of 1409 amino acids. Gene Ontology annotation, biological process: regulation of transcription by RNA polymerase II; positive regulation of gene expression. The transcript has 30 exons.